GAUUGUAGAGCUUUCUCUCUUUAACAUUGAAUUUGUGUUUUGUUUCUCCUACAUGACAGACGACAUGAAGCCGAAAGAGCACACAGCCCUCGAUUCCACGAAUCUGUGUUGUUUUUUUUUCUCGAAGCAGCCAACGUCACUGACUUCAUGACGCUCUUUCACUUUGCAGUUUCGCAGGCGUCCGCCUGCCGACCGGAGGAGGUCUAGCGGAGAGAGCUCGGCGCGCGAGCGGCCGAGGCGCUCGUGCAAACAGGAAGCAGAAAGACGGGUGAAGAGCCGAGCGGAGCCGCGAGAAUGAGCUCGGCCGCGUAGUGAACCGGCGCACCGAAGCUCACCUCUGACUAACCGACUUGUUAAUAGCCGGGGUGCGAGUGCAGAGGCGUCUUUACGUCCUUUCACCGAGGCUGGAUUUCGCCAGUGUUUGACGCGGAUCUCCUAACUGACCGAGGGAGUGACAGAGAGGGGGGUCUGCGAUAGCGCACUGAUUACAGCAAAUUUCCCGCUGGUCGCCCAGGUGUUCGGGUGAUAACUAACUGGGUAGCUUGGGACUUUGAAACCCCAGGGAACCGUAUCGGACACUGUAUUCGGCGGCCGACGUAAUGCCGAGACGAGAGUAGUUAUUUACAAGAAAACGGCGGCACACGCUCGGCCACAGGCAGCUUGCUAACAUGGUGGAGAUGUGUGUGUUAUUACCAGGGCGCUGUUACAUAAUUACGACCGCGGCUCGUGUCUGUCCGUCGCACCUCAGUGUUUCUCUUCUCACCCGAGACAACUUUUGACGUUUGCGUCGAUCGUAAAAUAAUGGAUACCGCUGCACUGAAGAACUAGAUAUCGAGAAAAUGGAUUCAAGUCCUCUCUUAAGUGCCAUGGACCCGUCCAUCACAUUGUGGCAAUUUUUGCUGCACCUGCUGGAGGACGGCAGCCACAGGCACCUCAUCUCUUGGACCUCUGGUGACGGGGAGUUCAAGCUCCUGGAUGCAGAGGAGGUGGCGAGGCUCUGGGGUCUUCGCAAAAACAAGACCAACAUGAACUAUGACAAGCUCAGCAGGGCUCUUCGAUACUACUAUGACAAGAAUAUCAUAAAGAAAGUGAGUGGACAGAAGUUUGUCUACAAAUUUGUGACAUAUCCUGAUCCGACUGCUGCCGAGGGGCUUCGCGUAGGGGAGGAGUCCCAGCGGCGCGAGAGCCAGACAGACGCUGUGGGCCUGCCCAAGGCCCCUGGGGGCAAUGCCCCCCCCUGCCUCUCCAAGAGCCUGCAGGCCCAGCGCUCCCCACCAAACUCGGGCCAGCGCAGCUCCCGCAAUGACUACAUGAAGUCAGGACUCUACUCUACCUUCACCAUCCAAUCCCUGCAGGCCCCCACCAAGGCCCCCAAACCCAUCAAGACAGAGCUGCCUGUUCCUACAGACGGCACCCCCAAGGUACCCAGUGCUGAGAAAAUGAUGCCUGAGAUGCGCGUCUGUACAAUGGAGGGGCGGAGCUCUGCUCAGGGGCGGGGCUCUAUAGAGACCAGUCUGCAGGUGAUAGUCACCCAGCCGUCCCCUUGUGUCACACCUGCCCUGAGCCCUCAGACGCCAUCAGGCUCUGCUCCUGGCAGUGUGAACGCCCAGACACAGAAGACCCAAGGUCUUGGAGAUUCCCCUCAGAUCUAUUUGACUAGCGUUCCUGACCUAAGCUCUAUCGCGCCCCUCAUCCCGUCGGCCCCAGUCGGGUCCUCAGCAGCUGCCGGUGAAUGUGUGGUCUCUUCGUCCCAGAGCCACCAGGUGUUUGUGGUCAUCAAACCCUCGGCACCUGAGGAGGAUAUCUUUGAGAUUGUGGGCCUGAAGGAUAAGCAUGUGGAAGAGGUGACUGCGCCUGCAUCUGCUCUUGCUCCUGCACCUCCACCACCCGCAGGAGGUGCUGAAUCAGUGGAAGCCCUGCCGGCCUGUGUGGAGCCAGCCGGCCCGCCGUGUGCGGAGUUGAGCCGCGGGGAGCAGCCGGCAGACGGGGAGGGAAAAACCGAAUCUCAGUUACCAGAAAAACAUACACCGACCCCAGAAGCUGCCAUUCCUGCUUCAUCACCCCAGGAAGCUCAGCCACCCAAAUCCAAAAAGCCCAAAGUUCUGGAGCUGCCCUCAUCGCCUAUUCAGCUGCCCCCUGGGCUUUCGCUGGAUAAGGUCAAUGCCGCGGUCAACAGCCUCCUGGCACCUGGUGGAGGCACCAACACGCUGACCCCCACCGUCAUCACCUCUCACGCGCUGACCCCGGUUCUGUUGACGCCAAGUCCGCUUCCCUCUACCAUCCACUUCUGGAGCACGCUCAGUCCCAUCGCGCCCCGCAGCCCGGCCAAGCUGUCCUUUCAGUUUCCAACCAAUGGGAGCAACCAGAUCCAUAUCCCUGCCCUGAGUGUGGAUGGGCUGUCCACGCCGGUGGUACUUUCUCCCGGUCCACAGAAACCGUGAGCUGUGGGCUGUGAGCCGGGCUCUCUGUCACAUCCCUGAUCAGCAGGGGGAGGACUUCACAAAGCAGGCUUGCCAGAGGCGCAGGACAAGGGGGCUGGAAGCAGGCACAGUCACCAGGGCCCUGUGCAGAAAACAGCUCUGCGCUGCUUUUUCUCGCGUCUCAGGCCCCAGCGAAGCAACAGCGCCCUCUUCUGGUGGCCCGCUGUCUUUGCUCUGGGCGGAGCCUGGGCCAGCAGGUGGCUUUUGCAGUAUUGCAUCUCAGAGAAAAGCCAACCCAGUUUCCCUUUGUGUGGCUUUUUCCCCUUUUCUACAUGUGUCAGCAUUACGGAUUUUACUUCAUCUCCUUUGGAACUGAACCUGUAGUCAGUCAAAUUACCCUCCAGCCAUCUGUUUGGAUCCAGAGUGGCUUCCUCAUAAAUAACGACUUUCUAAGAGGAGGAUCAUUUUAAAUUAAAUCUUUAUUUAACAGCGCUUACCAUUCCAUUUUUUGUGUCUUAUUCAGUGAUAUUUUUAAAAAAACAUUUUUUCUACAUCAUGAAAUUUGGACGAUAAUGAUGGUGAAUUUUUGUGAUAUAAAUUUCUCAUUUUAUGUCUAAUGACAGUGUGCUUUUUUUGUUUUUUCUUUUCUCCCAGAAACAUUCUUGGUUUCAAGUGGUGAAUUUUACAUCAUGGACGUCUUUUUCCCACACAUUAGAAUCCAUAUAUGUCUGUAAUCCCUGUCAUAUGUUCCUUUUGAAAUCAUGUGUGUGUAGUUACUGGGAUUCUCCCCUGAAAGGGGCUGUUCUUCUUGAUUCUGUCCAUUUGGGCUAAGCAGACUGCUACUGGGUGGUGUUCAGGAUUUUUAAAAGACGAUAUACAGUUUAUUUUGUUGUAAAAGUAAAUGAGACAGCACUUCUUGAUGGUACGCUCUGUCCAUCCCUGUAUUUUUCUGAAUGUUUAAUUGCUUGUAACAUCUCUGACAUUGCUCUGCUUAUUUCUAAGAUGGAAUGUGGGUUUUGAAAUGUCAAGCGAAAUUUUGUAGCUUUUUUAAUGGGAACUCUAGAGGAGACCAAAGCCAGCAGUUUUAAUGAAAUUCUACACAAUAUUUUUUUUAGAGCUGCACUGUUUCGCUGUCAUUCAUUAAAGGGCUAUAACACACUUUAUUCUUCUAUGCUACCAAAUGCUGAAAUUUUAAAACCCAGUUUUCUCAAGUAAUGGACAUAAAUUUUGGCUCAUAGAUUUACUGAAUUCAAACAUUGUGUUAAAACAAAAGAAGAGGUAACUAAAGAAACAAUCUGAAGCAUUAGUUUUUCCCUUGAAUGUUGUUUUUUGAUAGAUGGAUGCUUAGUAUCUGUACUGGAUACAGAAAUAUUUGUGGCCUGUUUGAAGUCAAAGUCACUAUUUUACAUAAUGACAGACUUUCAGUUGUAUUUAUCAAAGCGAGUCAUGUUUAUCCAAAGCGAUUGACCACAUUCCGUAACAUAAGGUCACCAAAUUUCUUUGAGAAAUGCAUAGUCUAAUAUGGAAUAUGAUGUCAAAAUUUUAUAUUCAGCUAUUUUUUUAAUAGCACUGUAUACUUGCAGUAAAGAUAUACCAUUUGAUUUCUUGCAAACUAGAAUCAUUUGUACCAAUUUGCAUUGAUAUAUAUAUAUGUUAACAAAUGAUUGCAUAUCUAUAGAUGUACAGUACAUCUACAGAUAUAUUUAAUUGAUAUUUUUCAGAUAUGUGAGCUGACUUUCCUUCUAGCCUCUGUUCUUUUAGGUUUGCUAUGUGCCAGUGCUUGUGGUAUUUGUCGCAGUGUCACCUGACAAAAUAUAUUGAAAAGCCAGUUCUUAUCUUGCACAUUUAAAAUUGAGCAGUUGUUUGGAUAACAUGUCCUGGACUCUCAUCAGUUUUUGUUUCCAGGAUCAUACUCAGAAACCUUACAGAAAUAUGAGACUGUUUCUGAGUCAGACGACGUUACUGGAAUGUACAGCACUACGGUUCAUCGUCGGUGGCCAUGUUUGAGCUUGCUUACGUUACACGGGUUCUUUAAAAUGUUGAUAAAAUGUGACCACUUUGUUAUCCUGAGUAUUUUGCACUUUGAAAUUUUUAUACACACGGACUAUGGAAAAUUUUAAUCCCUCUUUCCUGUUGUUACUAGCCGUUGCUUUGAUGAUGCCUUCUACUGCUAAAACAAGGGAGUAGAUCUUUGUAAACAUGGAGGGGUUGUUUCAGAGGGUAGAGUGGUCGAAUUUAGAUUUUAAAAAGACCAUCUAGUUUUCUUGGUAUAAACAAUUUUGGUUUAUUUUGCCUGCAUCUUUCACUGAGUGCUCUCUGGUUUCCUCACACGGAGUCUGUCUCUAAAUUGCUUAUUUGUGUCCUGCUUAUUUUCCUGGGAUAACCAGUUGUGGAAGAUGGAAGAAAAUAGUCACAAGAGUUUGCUUUAAUCUUUUUUUUAAGACACUGGUGCUGAAUUUGAAUCACCCACUAUGACACAAUUAUGAGGUCUAAUGGAUAACUUGCUUUUAGGAUAUUCAGAUGUUUUUUUUCCUGUCUGUGAACGUUUGACGCCUCUGUUCAGACACCAGUAACCAACAAACCUGAUAUAUACAUGUACACACACUGCAUAAGCAUGUGCUUGAAAUAGGUAAAUGAUGUCAUUACAGUCAUACCAUCCCCAUGAGAAGUGCUUACGUAGAAAUUUUGCAGAUUUGCUGACCGCAAAAGGCAGAGAUGCUCGUGUAACACAUACGGCCGACAUGAGGGUUUUUAAUUUUUUUUUUUGCACUUUACCUUUUUGAUGUACUCCACAGUGUUGUGCCAUUAGAAGAAUACUUAUCCUUUACCAUUACCAAACAUCCACAGAUAUGCCAAACCGAAGUGGUAGUGAACAGCUGAGAUUUUGUAUGUGAGAGCUCUGGAAUACAUAGCACAUAGGCUUUCAUGUGAAUCGUCUGAUUACCUGACAUAUUUCAUAUGCCCUCUUUCUCUUAGCCUGGGUAGUGCACUAUGAAAUGUUGACCAGGACCCAGCUGCAACUUGCCUCAAAAAUGUAAAACAAUUGUGCAUUCGUUCUCCCUUAUGUUUACGCUACUACUGCACCAGCAAUCUAGAAUUACAGUAUCUUGCCUAAAAAAAUGAAAUGAAUAGCCAUGGUAAUCAGCACUGUUUAAUACAAUAUCAGAAACGGCACUGGUUGCCUUAAACUGUUCUCUAUUUCACAAUCCCCCCCUCCGGCCCCCCCUUGCAUCUCAGUAUUUAUCUUUGUCUACCUGAAGUGUCAUUUUAUAUUUACAAACCUUAAAAUACUAACGUGUGUGAUUGGUUAACAUCAUUCUUUUUAUCUUAUGGAAUUUUUCCAUUUCUACAAUAAAAAACAUGGACAGAGUGGAAAAUAACUACUCCUAAAAUAUUUUAGUAUCUUAUAAGUGCUUUAGGUUUUAGGGAAGCAAUUAGUGUCCAUUUAAGGCAUCCGAAACCAGUAAUUUUUUUGGUCAGUUGCUGAAUCUGACCACCGUAAGCUUAUGAUGUUCCCUGCAAUACAUCAUGCAAAGAAGCUUUUUUUUCGUUUUUCACCAGUUUAUGGACAUCAUAAAAACAGUGAAUCUAUAGGUGUCAGGUUCAUGCCUUUGAUUGGGUCGAUAAUAUUUAUGCAAGUCUGGCUCAUAGCUAACAUUCCUAAUGCUACAGAAAUGACAGCUGAGGUACCUGUAUCGCCACUGGGAUCCCAAUAUAUUCUACACUCAGGAGAGUGUUGGAGUGUAAUUAAUAUUUUUGUUGCCAUUAGUUAUAUGGUUUUAUAUUAGGAAGAAGUGCCAGGAAGUGAAAUGCAGGUGCAUGGAGAUAAUUGUCUAUUUAGGAGUCCCCUGUGCAGCAUCGUGCCACCUGUGCAUGCCCAUGCUUACUCUGCCUUGCAAUGGCAUGUCUGCUCUUCUGAAGCUGUGUGAAGUAUUGUCCUGUUGGUCAUCAUUUGCUUAUAUUUUGAAAGGGAGUUCCUUGACUGAAUAAAUAUUUUUGACCAAGGGGUGCUUGCUAAGAAGCAACAACAAGUACAGUAUAAUGAUCAGUUUGCUAAUUAGAUUUAUUAUAUUAAUGAAUAAUCAUAUGUUUUCCCAAGAGUGUAGCCUUAAUUAUUAUAUAAAAGGUUGUUUAUUAAUGAGCUAAAAAUGACAGGGCAGUAUUAAUCACCCUGGCUUUAAUUUUGACAUGAUUCCAAAACAGAUGAGAAAUAGGUGAUGUAUAAUGUGCUGUAUCUGAUAAUUAUUUAUUGAGGAUGGGAUAUUCUUUGUCAUCAUUUUUCUCAAACGGAAAACUGAGCUGGCUGUGGGAAAAGGUUCUGGCUCUGCUUCAAAUUGUGUUUUUAGGACAUUUGAUAUUUUGUAUCUGAGUCAGUGAGGUAUUUUAAAGGUAUUGUGUUUGUUUUUAAACCCCUUUCCCGAUAAUGACUCUACUGAAGAAAACCAUUAAAUUGGGUGCCUUAUAUAAAAAUAAUAUCCAAAUCGUUCUUCAAGUGACACAUGACUAUGUAAUGCCAAAAUAUAAAAUACUAGUAAUGUCAAGAUUAUGGUAAUUUUUCUUUGAUUAAAGCUGUACUUCUGCGUCUUCUUAGAAAGCAUUACCCUAAUAAGCCCUGUGAUUCUCACUGUAAUAUGUGUAGUUAAUAUUUUUAUGAAACCAAGGAUAUUAUGUAUUUUCAUCUUGUGUUUUCUCUCAGAGGUCAUUUUGUGACCAGGGGAACACAUAUGUUUAUAGAUGGGAGUAGAUGAAAUAUUUUAACUUGAUUAUUGUUGGUUUUUGCAGUUCUGACUGCUGGUCACAGCAUGCAUUUAAUCCCAGUAAUUGUGUUCAGCCUCAGAAUGUGUUAAAAUGAUUCUUUUAGUUUUUUUUUUAACCCUUUGAAGACUGUUAUUAUACUAAAAUUAUCAUUGUGAACACAAUGCAAAGUGGGAAAAGCAAAGCCAUAAACAAAUAGGAAAAUCGGGAUAUUUUGCAUCUUUAAAAUCACUCAUUUAGCCUAUGCUUUAAAAGUGCGUAUUUCUGUCACGUAAUGAUUUGAAUAUUGGCAAAAAUAAUAAAACCGUUGAAUAAUGCAAAUUUGAUUGCACAUAUGUCAAUCCACAGGUGAUGUCAAGUGCGAUGUAUACAUUGUUUAUAUUUUGUGCAACAAGCAAGUUCUAUUACUAUGUUUUAGUAACAUAGUCAUGUGUUUUAUUUGUCAUUAGUUUCCCGUAGCUUGCAACAGAAAGUCAGUUUCAAACUAAUUAAGUAUUUACCUGUAGGUAAACCAUUAUUACUUUUGAAAGAGGAUUUCAGCAGCAUUUAACUCGGAACCAUUUAUUUCUGUUUAUAUAGUAUAUGGUCUGCUGUACAUCUCCUGCUAACUGAAACAUUGGACCAUUGCGGUGAUUUUUUUUUUUUUUGAAGAAAAAGAAAAACUAAAAGAUGUUUCAAGUAUUAAACAUAUAGAUUUGAGGUAUGUGUUGUGUAUGCUUAUGACAUUGACUGCACACCAGUGCUGUGCUACACAACCUUAUGCUGUUUGGUCCUAUUUCUGUAACACUGAGCAAAGAUAUGAUUUUUCUAAUGAACGUUAGAAUGACUUGGUUUUCUGAUUUAUCUAGAUCUAAAAGUUUUAUGGGUUCCACUGAGGUUGAAUGCAGUUUCAUAGUUUCAAUGGGUGUUAAAUGGGUGUUACCAGUUUGCAGGAGGUCUAAUCAGUGUCGUGGGCAAUAUGCUCCAUGUGUCGUUAAACUAAAUGUUCCUCCAUGGCCAACAUUGGGAAUUGGCACCUUAGUGUGAUGAAUUGCAGAACAAAAAUAACUUUGCCUCAGUUACUACUUUCUAAGGGUCUUGAGAAUUUAAGCAUCUCAGGAGAUCAUGACACAAGUACCUGAGCUCAGUCAUUAUGUUUUGUUGUUCUCAUGUAAUAAACAUUUUUGGCUGUGUUUUUCAGAAAGUAUUAUAUGUGAAGAACUUGAUGUAAAUGUUUGUGCAAAGGUUUUCGAUAUUUCUGGCUUAAAUCAGUACAAGCACUUGUGUGUCAUUAAAUAUUUUUUUGCUGUCGUAUAACUUUGCAGAUCUCCAUAGCAACUCCUCCCUUUCCCAACUGUAAGAUUGUUACUGGGGGUUUAUUUACAAAGUGGAGGGGUUGCUUAUAUUUUUAAAAAUGUCAAUCUAUAUUGUAUUUACCGGAGAGAGAGAAACUAUUUUUAAUCUGCACAGUAUACCUUGUUUGUAUAUAUGUUAAAGACAUUAAUAAUGUUUUUUUAUAUAAGCGCUGGAACUAACCUAAAAUGAAAAAGUUAUUAAAAAAAUAAAUAAAAUCA
Messenger RNA from Paramormyrops kingsleyae, 8728 nucleotides. RefSeq names its product ETS transcription factor ELK1 (gene elk1). Gene Ontology annotation, biological process: regulation of transcription by RNA polymerase II; cell differentiation. Gene Ontology annotation, molecular function: DNA-binding transcription factor activity, RNA polymerase II-specific; sequence-specific DNA binding. The record is from RefSeq and is a predicted model, not a curated record. Gene Ontology annotation, cellular component: nucleus. Lineage: Eukaryota; Metazoa; Chordata; Actinopteri; Osteoglossiformes; Mormyridae.